This is a messenger RNA of Homo sapiens (human), 2600 nucleotides long. It is a transcript of the gene ZNF728, whose product is annotated as zinc finger protein 728. Gene Ontology annotation, cellular component: nucleus. The transcript is spliced from 4 exons. Bases 147 to 2015 code for a protein of 622 amino acids. Gene Ontology annotation, biological process: regulation of DNA-templated transcription; negative regulation of transcription by RNA polymerase II. Lineage: Eukaryota; Metazoa; Chordata; Mammalia; Primates; Hominidae. The record is from RefSeq and is marked validated.
GUUGGCUCUCGCUGCACGCGGAGGUCAAGGUGUCGUCCUUACUGCUGUGUGUCGUCCGCUCCUAAAGGCCCAGCUUCUAUGGCCCUGUGACCUGCAGGUAUUGGGAGAUUCACAACUAAGUCGCCAGGACCCCCGGAAGCCUAGAAAUGGGAUCGUUGACAUUUCGGGAUGUGGCCAUACAAUUCUCUCUGGAGGAGUGGCAAUGCCUGGACACUGCACAGCAGAAUUUAUAUAGGAAUGUGAUGUUAGAGAACUACAGAAACCUGGUCUUCCUGGGUAUUGCUGCCCCUAAGCCAGACCUGAUCAUUUUUCUGGAGCAAGGAAAAGAGCCCUGGAAUAUGAAGAGACAUGAGCUGGUGAAAGAACCGCCAGUUAUAUGUUCUCAUUUUGCUCAAGACCUUUGGCCAGAGCAGGGCAGAGAAGAUUCUUUCCAAAAAGUGAUAUUGAGAAGAUAUGAAAAAUGUGGACAUGAGAAUUUACAGUUAAAAAUUGGUUGUACCAAUGUGGAUGAGUGUAAGGUGCACAAAAAAGGUUAUAAUAAGCUUAACCAGAGUUUGACAACUACACAAAGCAAAGUAUUUCAAUGUGGCAAAUAUGCAAACAUCUUUCAUAAAUGUUCAAAUUCAAAAAGACAUAAGAUAAGGCAUACUGGAAAGAAACUUUUGAAAUGUAAAGAAUAUGUCAGAUCAUUUUGCAUGCUUUCACACCUAUCUCAACAUAAAAGAAUUUAUACUAGAGAGAAUUCCUACAAAAGUGAAGAACAUGGCAAAGCCUUUAACUGGUCCUCAGCCCUUACUUAUAAGAGAAUUCAUACUGGAGAGAAACCCUGCAAAUGUGAAGAAUGUGGCAAAGCCUUUAGUAAGUUCUCAAUCCUUACUAAGCAUAAGGUAAUUCAUACUGGAGAGAAACAUUACAAAUGUGAAGAAUGUGGCAAAGCCUUCACCCGGUCCUCAAGCCUUAUUGAACAUAAGAGAAGUCAUGCUGGAGAGAAACCCUACAAAUGUGAAGAAUGUGGCAAAGCCUUUAGUAAGGCCUCAACCCUUACUGCACAUAAGACAAUUCAUGCUGGAGAGAAACCCUACAAAUGUGAAGAAUGUGGCAAAGCUUUCAACCGGUCCUCAAACCUUAUGGAACAUAAGAGAAUUCAUACUGGAGAGAAGCCCUGCAAAUGUGAAGAAUGUGGCAAAGCCUUUGGUAACUUCUCAACCCUUACUAAACAUAAGGUAAUUCAUACUGGAGAGAAACCCUACAAAUGUGAAGAAUGUGGCAAAGCCUUCAGCUGGCCCUCAAGCCUUACUGAACACAAGAGAAUUCAUGCUGGAGACAAACCUUACAAAUGUGAAGAAUGUGGCAAAACCUUUAAGUGGUCCUCAACACUUACUAAACAUAAGAUAAUUCAUACUGGAGAGAAACCCUACAAAUGUGAAGAAUGUGGCAAAGCCUUUACUACAUUUUCGAGCCUUACUAAACAUAAAGUAAUUCAUACUGGAGAGAAACACUACAAAUGUGAAGAAUGUGGCAAAGUCUUCAGCUGGUCCUCAAGCCUUACUACACAUAAGGCAAUUCAUGCUGGAGAGAAACUCUACAAAUGUGAAGAAUGUGGCAAAGCCUUUAAGUGGUCCUCAAACCUUAUGGAACAUAAGAGAAUUCAUACUGGAGAGAAACCCUACAAAUGUGAAGAAUGUGGCAAAGCCUUCAGUAAGGUUGCAAACCUUACUAAACAUAAGGUAAUUCAUACUGGAGAGAAACAAUACAAAUGUGAAGAAUGUGGCAAAGCCUUCAUCUGGUCCUCAAGACUUAGUGAACAUAAGAGAAUUCAUACUGGAGAGAAACCCUACAAAUGUGAAGAAUGUGGCAAAGCCUUUAGCUGGGUCUCAGUCCUUAACAAACAUAAGAAAAUUCAUGCUGGAAAGAAAUUCUACAAAUGUGAAGAAUGUGGUAAAGACUUCAACCAAUCCUCACACCUUACUACUCAUAAGAGAAUUCAUACUGGAGGAAAAACCCUACAAAUGUGAAAAAUGUGGCAAAGCUUUCAAUUAGUUCUUAACCCUUACUGAACAUAAGGGUAUUUAUACAGGAGGGAAACCCUACAAAUGUGAAGAAUGUGGCAAAUUUUUUAACUGUUCCUCAAUCCUUACUAAACAUAAGGUAAUUCAUACUGGAGGGAAUUCCUACAAUUGUGUGGAAUGUGGCAAAGCCUUUAAUCAGUCCUUAAGGCUUACUACGUACAAGACAACUCAUACUGGAGAGAAACCAUACACGUGUGAAGAAUGUGGGAAAGCCUCUAACAGAUCCUCAAUUCUUAACAGACAUAAGCUAAUUCAUACUAGAGAGAAACUGCAAACCUGAAAGAUGUGACAAGGCUUUUGGCAACACCUGAAACUUUUCUGAAUAUAAAAGAAAUCAUACUGGUGAGAAAUCCUAGAAAUGUGAAGAAUGUGACAAAGCCUUUAAAUGGCUGUCACACUUGAUUGUAGGUAAGAUAUCUCAUACUGGAGAAAACUACUAGAAUAAACAAUGUGGCAAAACAUUUAACCAAUGCUCAUGCCUAAUUGCAAAGGAAAGCAUUUACACUAGCCUGGGCAACAGAGGGAGACUGU